Messenger RNA from Rhipicephalus sanguineus (brown dog tick), 453 nucleotides. RefSeq lists its product as uncharacterized. The record is from RefSeq and is a predicted model, not a curated record. The coding region runs from base 52 to 453 and encodes 133 amino acids. The transcript has 4 exons. NCBI's taxonomy places the organism in Eukaryota, Metazoa, Arthropoda, Arachnida, Ixodida, Ixodidae.
UCUACAAACUGUAGCCGACAGGGCUGUUUUCAAGCUCGCAAGGUUGCCGACAUGAGGCACGGACCCACCCAUGAUCAUACCCUCAUGAAAGGGGACGGCUGGAGCGCUUACGCCGUGAUGGAAAAACAAGGAAGCAAGACCCCUGUGGCCCAGUUGAUGAGCACUGCAACAGGGCCGUUUUGCUUCACUGCCUGGUACCACCAGUCGGGCACGCGCGACAGCCAGGCCAUGUUCUACGCGGCUGCUGCUGAAGGCGCACGCAAGCUAUUUUACACCACUCAGCGAGACAUGGCCGGCCAGUGGCAACGCGUGCGUUACUCCGAGAAGCGUGCUGCAGAAAUCGUGGUGGACGAGCUCUCUAGCUGCUUCGGUGACACAGUGGCCGUCAUUGUGGCUGUUGCCUUCGUCGUAGGGGUCCGUAUUCUGGUGGAAGUGCUCGCUGCCUGCGGCUAG